AGUAAGCUUCGACCUAUUAAUCAAUUCGUUUCUUUUGAAAACAGUUAACUUCCUAAAAUCUUCAGGAAAUAUUUUGCUAUAUUUGUUAUAGUUUCCGUCUACAACAAAUUUUUAAGUCUGUAAAUUUGUGUAAUAUGACCCAAAGUGAGAGAAGCCUGAAUCGUGGAAAGUGUAAAAAGUCACCUAUAAAAUGCAGCAGACCCGGUCCGAUUACGAAUAAUGGAUAUUUGAACUUUUUGCGCGACUUUCGAAAAACGCAUUGUGGCCUAAAGCCUAGGGAAUUGAUCAUAAGAGCAGCCCGAUCCUGGAAUCGUCUCUGCGAGUCUAAAAAGGAUCACUAUAGGCGCAUGGCCGCCAAAGUCAGUGCUCAGCGAAGGAAGGGUCCAGUUUGCCGAGAUUGCGAAAGGGAUAUAAAAAUCCUUUCUUCCGCAUUUGUUAAUGUUACUGAAAAGAAAGGUACCAAGCCACUGUAAUGGAUAUUCUAUCUGGACAACCUAUUUUAAAUUUUAGUAAAAUUGUAACGUUAAAUUAGAUAAUUUUAAUAGAUCAGACAAGGUGUGGGAUGUAUUGAUGUAUGACCUCA
Messenger RNA from Drosophila serrata, 583 nucleotides. Its product is annotated as protamine-like. NCBI's taxonomy places the organism in Eukaryota, Metazoa, Arthropoda, Insecta, Diptera, Drosophilidae. Gene Ontology annotation, biological process: sperm DNA condensation; spermatogenesis. The record is from RefSeq and is a predicted model, not a curated record.